GACGCUGAGGGGGCGCCGGAGGCUGGGCGCCGGCGGGGGCCCAUGGCCAGGACCACCAGCCAGCUGUAUGACGCCGUUCCCAUUCAGUCCAGCGUUGUGUUAUGUUCCUGCCCAUCCCCAUCCAUGGUGAGGACCCAGACUGAGUCCAGUUCAGCCCCUGGUGUCCCAAGCGGUGGCAGCAGGCAGAACCCCACCAUGGAUGGCACCACAGCCGAGUCCCGGCCGAGUGCCACCUCCUUGCAGCAUGCUGCCCAGCCACCGCCUCAGCCUCGGAAGAAACGGCCGGAAGAUUUCAAGUUUGGGAAAAUUCUGGGCGAAGGCUCUUUCUCGACCGUUGUUCUGGCUCGAGAACUGGCAACUUCCAGAGAGUAUGCUAUUAAAAUCCUGGAGAAGCGGCAUAUUAUCAAAGAGAACAAGGUUCCAUAUGUGACCAGAGAGCGGGAUGUGAUGUCGCGCCUGGAUCACCCCUUCUUUGUUAAGCUUUACUUCACUUUUCAGGACGACGAAAAGCUCUAUUUUGGCCUUAGUUAUGCCAAAAAUGGAGAACUACUUAAAUAUAUUCGCAAAAUUGGUUCUUUUGAUGAGACCUGUACAAGAUUUUACACUGCUGAGAUUGUGUGUGCUCUGGAGUACCUGCACGGCAAGGGCGUCAUCCACAGGGACCUUAAACCAGAAAACAUCCUGUUAAAUGAAGACAUGCACAUACAGAUCACAGACUUUGGAACAGCCAAGGUGUUGUCUCCAGCGAGCAAGCAAGCCAGGGCCAACUCGUUCGUAGGAACGGCGCAGUAUGUUUCUCCAGAGCUGCUCACGGAGAAAUCAGCCUGUAAGAGUUCAGACCUUUGGGCUCUAGGAUGCAUAAUAUACCAGCUUGUGGCAGGAUUACCACCGUUCCGAGCCGGGAAUGAGUAUCUUAUAUUCCAGAAGAUCAUUAAGUUGGAAUAUGACUUUCCAGACAAAUUCUUCCCUAAGGCAAGGGACCUUGUGGAAAAGCUCCUGGUUUUAGAUGCCACAAAGCGGUUAGGCUGUGAGGAGAUGGACGGGUACGGCCCUCUCAGAGCUCAUCCCUUCUUUGAGUCCAUCACAUGGGAGAACCUGCAUCAGCAGACACCCCCGAAGUUGACCGCCUACCUUCCGGCCAUGUCUGAGGACGACGAGGACUGCUAUGGCAACUACGAUAACCUCCUGAGCCAGUUUGGCUGCAUGCAGGUGUCAGCCUCGUCCUCCUCCCACUCCUUGUCUGCCACAGACGCCGGCCUGACCCCGAGCUCCGGCAGCAACAUAGAGCAGUACAUCCACGAUUUGGACACUAAUUCUUUUGAACUGGACUUACAGUUUUCUGAAGAUGAGAAGAGGUUGUUACUGGAGAAGCAGGCCGGUGGAAACCCCUGGCACCAGUUUGUAGAAAAUAAUUUAAUACUAAAAAUGGGGCCAGUGGAUAAGCGAAAGGGUUUAUUUGCACGACGAAGACAGUUACUGCUCACAGAAGGGCCACAUUUAUAUUACGUGGAUCCCGUCAACAAAGUCCUGAAAGGUGAAAUCCCAUGGUCACAGGAACUCCGCCCGGAGGCCAAGAAUUUCAAAACCUUCUUUGUGCACACACCCAACAGGACGUACUACCUGAUGGACCCGAGCGGUAACGCGCAUAAGUGGUGCCGGAAGAUCCAGGAGGUGUGGAGGCAGCGGUACCAGAGCCACCCUGAUGCCGCCGUGCAGUGACAGCCCUGCGGCCGGGCUGCCCUUGGCUGCCAGGACACGUGCCCCAGCGCGGCUCGGCCGCCCCACAGGACGCUGUCAGACCACCUGCCAGCCAUCUCAAGGGGAACACAGACGGCGCAAACCUUGCAGCUUUUUUAUUUAAAAGAAAAGAAAAAAAAAUACCCAACCACACAAAGAACAAAAUCCAUAACAAGAAGGAAUUCAGGGUCGCUCUGCUUGCUCUGUGCGCCUGGAGGCUCCGCGUGCCAGAUUAGUGAGCAGACCAGCAUCUCCGGCUUCUCCUAGCGCAGUCAGAACACGCAUCGCACCCCUCCCCGCGCCGACCCCAGGCUGUUCUGCUGGGGCUGAGGGCACAGAUGUGUCCUUGGUUCUCUGAGCUGCACCCACCCCAGUCAUCACGGAACCCCUCACCUGGGAGCAGCUGCGUGCCUCUGCUGGUUGGCUGGCAACCCUCCUUGGGCCACAGGGCUCUCUGCUUUUGUGCGUGUGCUGUUUCUUGGGUCCCUCGUGUUUGACCCUAGAGAUGUUGCUGGGCCCCCAUCCUGGCCCCGGCAUAGUUCUGAUGGCCCCUGCUGUCUGUCAGCAGGCAGGCUGCUACAGGGGGUGGUGGCCUGCAGUGCCCAUGAGCCUCGAGCCUGCCUGGGAAGGGUACUGUCCCAGGCGGCCUGCUCAUUGUCCAGCUGGGUCAUUGCACAGGAGGUGUCAUUCUUCCCCCAGCCUGGGUGAGACCAACAGGUGCUGCUGCACUGGGUUCAGUGAGAGGAAACGGCACAGUGUCCGUGUGCAGGGGUGAGGCUCUGGUCCUUCCUGGGAUCUCUGGGAGGGUGCGGGCCUCCUGCACUGGAUGUGGGGGGCUGAGAGAGGGUCCUGCCUUGGCCCAGGUUGCUUCUGUCUUCUGCAGACGGCUCCUGGGGGUACAGGCACACAGCAGCCUGCGCAUCCUGUUCUCAUUGUGGUUAAACAUUU
Ochotona curzoniae (black-lipped pika) is the source of this 2685-nucleotide messenger RNA. Its product is annotated as 3-phosphoinositide-dependent protein kinase 1. The record is from RefSeq and is a predicted model, not a curated record. The transcript is spliced from 14 exons. Gene Ontology annotation, molecular function: ATP binding; protein serine/threonine kinase activity. Gene Ontology annotation, biological process: peptidyl-serine phosphorylation; intracellular signal transduction. The coding region runs from base 43 to 1719 and encodes 558 amino acids. Lineage: Eukaryota; Metazoa; Chordata; Mammalia; Lagomorpha; Ochotonidae.